This is a messenger RNA of Hypoxylon fragiforme, 2396 nucleotides long. RefSeq names its product CAF1-domain-containing protein. Bases 446 to 2176 code for a protein of 576 amino acids. Gene Ontology annotation, cellular component: cytoplasm. Gene Ontology annotation, molecular function: poly(A)-specific ribonuclease activity; RNA binding. NCBI's taxonomy places the organism in Eukaryota, Fungi, Ascomycota, Sordariomycetes, Xylariales, Hypoxylaceae. The transcript is spliced from 7 exons. The record is from RefSeq and is a predicted model, not a curated record. Gene Ontology annotation, biological process: nuclear-transcribed mRNA poly(A) tail shortening.
UCUAAGUACAGGUGUAGUAGUAAAAGCGCACAACCUCUAUUAAUUUGUCUCUUCUUAUAACACUGUGUGCAUAUCUAGGAACCUGAGGCUGUUAGAGACUAUUAGGUCCUCUGCCAUUCAUGGCAGCUGGCGCAAAAAUGCGCAACCGUGUGGUUUGCCAUUGUAUGCGUGAUUGUGUGUGACAAACGGUGCGCUGUCAUUGUUGAGAAAUACUCUCGAUAUUGUCCCUGAGAAUGGCAUCAUCCAGCAGCUCUACUAUCGAUUCACUUCCUACCCCCAUGGUUUCCUUUGGAAAAACGGCCCCUCCCUCUAUUCGACAUCGGCAAGGUCAAGAUCCUCUUUCAAAGUUGAAUUUCACCACUUCAAUUUGGAAAAUUCCUGAUCCCUUCAACAUCUCCAUCAACUUCAUACUAAUUAUAAAGCCACUGGAAAGGUAAGAAAAAAAAUGGAGGUCAAUAAGAACAACUUCUUCUGGGCGCUGCCAGGCAUCCUGGAAGAUAUUCAAAAAUCCCGGUUCGUCGCCAUUGAUGUAGAGAUGAGUGGCAUCUCUAGUACUCUAGGCCAUGCCAGCCAGAAAGAAUCCAUGCAAGACGCGUAUACCAAGGCCAAAGACGCCGCGGAGAAUUUCCAGGUAUUACAGAUUGGUUUUACCUUCGGCCGCUUCGACGAGAGAUCGUCGGAAUACGUGACACGAACCUACAGUUGUUACGUCUCACCGUUGAUCCCAAAGGGCUCUUUUCCUGAUGGACUGGCUCGGCAUCUCGAUCGGAAAUUCAGCAUUUCUCUGAAGUCAUAUGAGUUUCUACGACAUCAUAAGUUUGACUUCAUGGAAGCCCUAGACAACGGCAUUCCUUAUCUGAGCCGUGAGGAGCAGAAGUAUGCCCAUCAGUUCUUCUCGACCAAAGACAGCAAUAAUGACAAUAUUGAUCUGUCGACACUUGACGUAGCGUCACGGCAAUUUUGCUACUACGUCAAGGAAAGGAUCGAGGCAUUUGUUGGUUCAGGAUGCCCGAAGGGAAAAGAAACUAUCAUCAAGAACCCUUUCGGAGACAAGCUAAACGGUUUGCAAAUCCGGCUGAUACACCAACUUCUUCGUCAAAAUUUUCCCGGACUCGCCGCCAAAAAGAUACUUACUGGCCCUAUGACAGGCCUCAUCUCUAUCAUCCCCGCAGAUCAAGCCGAGAACGAAGCCAACACUCGGCGGCGCCAGAAGAGCAAAGACGCAGCUUCUCUAUCUGGACUCCAGAUCAUAUUCGAAGCGUUGUCCGGUGGAUCCUUUGCCGACGCGAUCAACCCAGACUGGACUUCCCAAAGCCCCUGGGGCUCCAAGGGUAGAAAACCAGACCGGCGACAUAACACCGAGAAGUUCGACUUCAAGAAGUGUGAGGCUAAAUUGAAGCAGAACCGACCGAUUCUAGUCGGCCACAACAUGUUCUACGAUCUAGCCUUCAUCUACCACACUUUCUUUGAGCCACUCCCGGAAAAAGUCGAUGAUUUCCUUACCCGCAUCCACGGCCUCUUCCCGCGCAUCGUGGAUACCAAGUUCAUGCACAUGAAGGGAAAGUCCAUGAUGGCGCCGCGCCAGGCAUUGCAUGACCUCCAUGCCGCGUACUCCACCCAGCAGUUUCCAGUCGUUCGCAACGUAAAGAGCCCUGGCACACCUGCGGCCGGCCCUCACAAUGCCGGAUAUGAUAGCUCCUCGACGGCGACUCUGUUCCUGAAACAGUCCUACACCACCUUCAUGAAGUCGACGUCCUUGGAACUGGAGACCCAGGAUGAUUCCUACAAGCCCAACGCAUGGGGCCCUCAAGGCUUGGGACAGCCGAGUCGUCCCGCCGCCACAAGUUCCUACGGUGCGGACGUAUGGGGCGAAACCGGCGGCGCCACCCUCCUCGAGCGAGACGAAGCGGAAACAAAAAAGUCGCUGCAGAAGUGGACCGUCCUCUCCACAAACAGACCCACGUCCCGAUUUGCGAUGCCGGCUGCUCCCCCCGCAGUCCCAAAGCCGCUGCCGCAAACCCAGGCCAAGCCCGCUCAAGCCCGCUCCGAGCCAAUGUCGGGUGAGAUAUACUCCCAGAUGGAGGAGUAUAUCAUUCCCCCUUGGACGCACGGAUUCUGGCGGGCGUAUGGCAACAAGACGUCCGUCCCGGGAAUUGGCGGCGUCUCGUUUGUCUAGAGAUGCCCGCCUAUCUAGUGGGUAGGUAUUGGAGAAUGGGGUCCUCUCGGAUCGUUAAUAGGGAUGCUAGGAAGGUAUACAGGGACUCUUCGAGGCUUAUCUGGGCGAGCAUUCCAAAGUUAGGCUUGGGAUGACUACGCAGUGGACGAUUUUCGAACAGAACCUUGACGACUUGCGUGAUGUAACUAUAGUGGAUGAUACCAAGGGGGGUGGGUGGAUU